GGAGCUGUUUAUUUGGAAUUACAGAGGCAACGCAAUUGUUUUUGGAAAUUAAUUAUAUUGGAACACGCGAUGCUUAAAAAAAACAAACACAUUGUCACAAAAACACCAUUCGAUUCUGUCCUUACGUUUGAGGGUCUCACAAACACGCCGAAGUUCCAAAUAUGAAGUCAUUAGAGUCAUUAGCUAAGUAGCUGAAUAUGAAUGGCCAGGGUAGGCGCUCGUCGGGGCGCCUCAUUAUGCAAGCGCAUUAAAAGAAAGCAGCGGGUGGUCAAGUGGCUUCGAACAAAAAGAGGGGCAGGAUUCAAAUUCUAAGUGGAAAGUUGUUCCCAUUGUGAGCGGGCGUAUAAAGGGGACGCCCGACUCGGCGGGCGAGACCAGCUGUAUGUUUGGAUUCAGAAACACUACCAUGGCCUUGACACAUUUCCACACGUGGAUUGCCUUUUUUCUCAUCUCGGUGAUUAUUUGCGACGUCGGAGGCCGCGCACUAUCACCGAGGUCGAUCUGGAUUCACAGACCGUCUUUACGCACGGAGCUGCUGGGGCGGAUGAGGCGCGGGGCGGCGGAGGCUCAUCGGGAGCGCUGCGCGGAGCUCACAGCGUCCUGGCGGGAGAGCUCGCACGAGAACCCCAGGGACAAUUCCACCGUGUUACGCCUCAUUGUCAGGCCGCUGUCCGCGGGUAUUUCCCGAGGAUCAGUGUUCCCGGAGAGGCCGCUCUUCAGUUUCGUCCGGCGUGUCUAUCGUUGCUGUCAAGACGGACUUGAUUGCAGGAGCGUCAAGGGACUGCAGGGCCGCUUUGGAGGAGGUUCAGAUGUGGAGUUACUCGUCUCGAGAGAGAUCUUCUCAAUGAGCAUCAGGAGAGCCGAGCUUCACCUUCAGUUAACAAAUCCGCAACAGGUUGACAUCCAUCCUGUGCUUCUAACAAUGGCAAAGAGCAACCUGCCGACAAGGUUUAUUUCAAGAUCUCACGGUAACACUCUGGAGUUGCGAGUGGAUCUGCUGUUCCUUUUCCGGGGUCUACAAGAGGCAGCUGGCGGUCCCGGUGGAGGUUACCGCUUGGCGAACACGCGGAAGGUCCUGCUUUCCUCUUCACAUAAAAAGCUAACUUCAGCGGAUCUCCGGAGUAAUGUGGGUGACGCGUGGGGGGAGCUGGGUUUGGCCUUAGGCUGCAGUCGGGCCGGAGUCGCCGUGUGUUGUGAAAGCAGCGAGGUCGGCCUUCUACACACACCUUUCGUGGCCCUGUACUACCGAUGAGGUCACACUGACUGACACUGGACUCAACUACGCUGAGAUGUACACUUUCAUUGCUGAUGUCACAUAGAGCUGAGAA
Corythoichthys intestinalis (scribbled pipefish) is the source of this 1328-nucleotide messenger RNA. RefSeq lists its product as uncharacterized. The transcript is spliced from 3 exons. The record is from RefSeq and is a predicted model, not a curated record. Lineage: Eukaryota; Metazoa; Chordata; Actinopteri; Syngnathiformes; Syngnathidae. The coding region runs from base 383 to 1252 and encodes 289 amino acids.